Messenger RNA from Paramuricea clavata, 1194 nucleotides. The record is from the annotation of a GenBank genome assembly. Lineage: Eukaryota; Metazoa; Cnidaria; Anthozoa; Malacalcyonacea; Plexauridae.
AUGUUGAUGAAGCUUGAUGAAUCUGUUCACCCAACCUUAAAUAAGAGUAGCAUUAUUGCAGUUCUGGAGGAUCUCUCAGGACAAGCUUCAACGAACAGCCAAACGUUAACUGAAUCUCCUUCACGAGAGAACAACCAGAACACAACCAGUACAUGUCUUGUUGUCGACGGUAUGGCAGUUGUUCAGGAGAUAAUGGCAGUAAAGCCUUUAAAGAAUUGUAAGGAAUUAGCAGAUGCAUAUGUAACACUCAUAGAUGCCAAAGGUCACAACUACGAUAUUACUCGGGUUAUAUUUGACAACUACGUCGUCGAGGUUUCACUUAAAGAAGCGACACGAGAUCGACACAGGGGAAGUAAGGCACUUGUAAAAGGAUAUGUCAUGGAAGAUGCUACUAAAAUAAAAAAUGUUAAAUCAUUUCUUGGAAGCACUACUACGAAAGCAAAUCUUACACUCUUUUUAGCGAGGAAGUUAAUAGAUCACGCUAAAGUACAUGUCAUUACAGCAACACAUCAGGGGGUUAUGUCAAACAGAGCUGGCAAUAUCACUCCUGGUGUUAGCACUCAAGAAGAAGCAGAUACGUUGAUGAUCUUACAUGCAGUCGAAGCAGCAAAAGCGGGGUCCAUUGUUCCUAUAUACAGUCAAGACACAGAUGUAUUGCUUCUUGUUUUGAGACGUGUUCCCCUUCUUGGUGAACAAGCAGCACUGUUGAUGGGCACAGGUGAUCGACGCCGUCUAGUGUUAUUGAAGCCGAUUUAUGAUUCACUUGCAGAACAGAAAGCGAAGGCGCUAUGCAAAUGGCAUGUCUUAACUGGCUGUGAUAGGACAGGCUACAUUCGGGGAAAAUCAAAGAAAGCAUGUUUAGAAGCAUUUUUGAAGGAAAAACCCAGUAUUGUUUCGGCCAUUUCCUCUCUUGGAAUUGAAAGUGGGGUUAGUGGGCCAUCUGAAGACAUAAUCGAAGGCUGCAUAUCAUUUCUAUGUGGUCUUUUUCGUAAGAAAGGUAUUGAAGCCACAAACCCACACAGUCUUCGAUGGACCUUGUUCAAGCAACAGAGAAUUGACAAAGGUAUUGAGCUACUACCACCAACCUAUGGAGCGUGGAAAGAGCACAUUUUGCGAGCUCAUUGUCAGUGUGUGGUAUGGGAACAAGAUCUUAUUGUCUGUCCAAUGACAAUAGAACCACUAAAUAAUGGAUAA